AUGAAAAGUAGUCAUCAUGGUGAUCGAUUGCAUCCAUAUAGCAAUAUCAUCAUAUCUACUUUUCAACCUCAUCGAUCAUUUGUAUUAACAAAAUAUCGAUAUAAACAACCAGAUAUUAAUGCUCGAAAUUAUUAUGAUUUAUUGGGUAUAGAACGAACAGCUACACAAAAAGAAAUACGUAAAGCAUUUCUUAAGUUAUCGAAAGAGUAUCAUCCCGAUUCUAAUGCAGCUGAUAAAUCUCUUCAUGAAAAAUUUGUAAAAAUUAAUGAAGCUUUCAGUAUCCUUAGUAAACAAUCAACACGUACUACCUAUGAUCAAACUCUUAGUUCUUCAUCUACUUCUCGGUAUCAGCCUUAUUCACAACGAUAUUCAUCUCCACCUCGUCCACAACAAGCACAUGGUUCUCCAUUUGAUUGGACAUAUACAAACAUCCAUAAUCGAAGUGCCUAUCAACAAAAAUGGAAUACAAAUGAAUCAGACUGGGGAACACCACAUUAUGAUAAAACAUUUUUUGAUAUGCUUCGUCGAAAAAUGGAAGAAGAUCGAAAACGUGCAAAUUAUUAUUCACAUAAUCAAUCACCAACAAUGGGAAUGGUUAAUACUUAUUUUGCUCCGUUUUCUAUUAUUUCAUUUCUUAUUGGAUUUGGUAUUUUAAUUCAUGCAAUUCAAUGGCGUAUUGCAAAAUAUUCUGAUCCGUCGUUUGCUAUCGAUCCACGAAGUCGUAGUUAUCAUGCUUAUCGUGAAUGGCAACGUUUAAGUUCACUUAAAGAUGCUGAAUCAAUACCUAUGCGUGAUAGUUCAAAACGACGAGAUGAAGAAAAAUAA
Rotaria sordida is the source of this 825-nucleotide messenger RNA. Lineage: Eukaryota; Metazoa; Rotifera; Eurotatoria; Philodinida; Philodinidae. The record is from the annotation of a GenBank genome assembly.